UACAGAACUCAGGGGGAGAAAGAGAACGAGAAGAAGCAGAAGGUGGAGGAGACGGUGGUUCUGAUGUUUCGCGUUCUACUUUGGGGAACACUAAUAUCUUCCAUCUCCGUACGCCAUCUUUGACUCAGUCAUCGCCACCCGCCACCACCUUUUACGAGGAGGAGGGGGACGACCGCGUCUUUCUCUUUCUCUCUUGGUUGUUCGUUAUGGUCGGAAGUGGGAGUUUGAGAAAGUAGCAGGUUAUAAUUCGAAGAGAAAGAGAACAAACCAGUUGGGAAAUUUGGGCUUUGAAUUGGGUGGAUCUUGAUUUUAGUGUGGGAAAGGGGUGUUCGGAGAGAGGUUUUGGUUUCUUUGAGUUGGAGUUGCGAGCUGGUGCGAUCAAAAGAUGAUGAUAUCUAGGGGGCUGUUCGGAUGGUCCCCACCGCAUAUACAGCCGCUAACGCCGGUGUCGGAGGUAUCUGAGCCGCCAGAGUCGCCGUCGCCUUACUUAGACCCCGGAGCCGAGACCUCCGCCUCCCACCCGGUUGAAGUGGAGGAGGAGAUCGAAGAGCCCGAGGAGGUUGAGCCACCGCCUUCUGCGGUGCCCUUCUCCAGGCUCUUCGCUUGCGCCGACCGGCUCGAUUGGAUUCUGAUGGUCGUCGGCUCCCUGGCAGCAGCUGCUCAUGGUACGGCCCUCGUAGUUUACUUACACUACUUUGCGAAGAUCAUUAAUGUCUUGAGGAUGGAUCCUUCGCAAGGUCCGUCGGAGGAGCAAUUCAACAAGUUCAAGGAGCUUGCUUUAACCAUCGUUUAUAUUGCGGCGGGUGUUUUUGCUGCUGGUUGGAUAGAGGUUUCAUGUUGGAUUUUGACCGGAGAACGGCAGACUGCAGUUAUCAGAUCAAAAUAUGUUCAAGUAUUGCUUAACCAGGAUAUGAGUUUUUUUGAUACAUAUGGGAAUAAUGGAGAUAUUGUGAGCCAAGUGUUAAGUGAUGUUCUGCUCAUUCAGUCUGCACUUAGUGAGAAAGUCGGAAAUUAUAUUCACAAUAUGGCUACGUUCUUCAGUGGACUUGUCAUUGGAUUUAUCAACUGUUGGCAGAUUGCAUUGAUAACAUUAGCCACAGGUCCAUUUAUUGUUGCUGCUGGAGGGAUAUCAAAUAUAUUCCUCCAUAGGCUGGCAGAGAAUAUUCAAGAUGCAUAUGCUGAAGCUGCUAGCAUUGCUGAACAGGCGGUUUCUUAUAUCAGGACGUUGUAUGCAUUUACAAAUGAAACAUUGGCUAAGUAUUCAUAUGCGACAUCACUUCAAGCUACUCUUAGAUAUGGUAUCUUAAUAAGUCUUGUUCAAGGGCUUGGUCUUGGAUUUACUUAUGGGCUUGCAAUAUGCUCGUGUGCAUUACAACUCUGGGUAGGAAGGUUCUUGGUCAUGCAUGACAAAGCUCAUGGUGGUGAAAUCAUCACGGCUCUCUUUGCUGUAAUUUUAAGCGGCCUGGGUUUGAAUCAGGCAGCAACAAACUUCUACUCAUUUGAUCAAGGACGUAUAGCUGCUUAUAGGUUGUAUGAGAUGAUAAGCAGGUCAUCCUCAUCUGUUAAUCAUGAUGGAACUGCCCCAGAUUCUGUGCAAGGGAAUAUUGAGUUUAGGAAUGUUUAUUUUAGCUAUCUAUCUCGUCCGGAAAUCCCUAUAUUAAGUGGCUUUUAUCUAACUGUUCCUGCUAAGAAAGCCGUGGCACUUGUUGGCAGAAAUGGAUCUGGAAAAAGCAGUAUAAUUCCACUCAUGGAGCGGUUCUAUGAUCCCACAUUAGGGGAGGUUCUUUUAGAUGGUGAGAACAUUAAGAAUCUGAAACUGGAAUGGCUAAGGAGCCAAAUAGGACUGGUCACACAGGAGCCUGCUUUGCUCAGCUUGAGUAUAAGAGACAACAUUGCUUAUGGUCGGGAUGCCACUAUGGAUCAAAUUGAAGAGGCUGCCAAGACAGCCCAUGCACAUACUUUCAUCAGCUCAUUAUUGAAAGGUUAUGACACACAGGUUGGAAGGGCUGGCUUAGCCUUGACAGAAGAACAGAAGAUAAAGCUUUCUAUUGCCAGAGCUGUGCUUUUAAAUCCAUCCAUUCUUCUGCUUGAUGAGGUAACUGGUGGACUUGACUUUGAGGCUGAAAGGGCUGUUCAGGAGGCUUUGGAUCUUCUAAUGUUGGGGCGUUCAACAAUAAUAAUCGCUCGAAGACUUAGUCUUAUAAGGAAUGCUGAUUACAUAGCUGUUAUGGAGGAAGGUCAACUCGUUGAAAUGGGUACUCAUGAUGAGUUAUUGACCUUGGAUGGCUUAUAUGCUGAGCUCCUUCGAUGUGAAGAGGCAGCAAAACUUCCCAAGAGGAUGCCUGCUCGAAACUACAAAGAGACUGCAGCUUUCCAUAUUGAGAAGGAUUCACCGUCAAGUCACAGCUUUAAAGAACCAUCAUCCCCAAAAAUGAUGAAGUCACCUUCGCUUCAGAGAGCUUCUAAUGUAUUUCGGUCUUCAGAUGGCAUCUAUAACUCACAGGAAUCACCAAAUGCUCGGAGCCCACCAGCAGAAAAGAUGCUAGAAAAUGGUCAGUCUAUGGAUGCGGUAGACAAGGAGCCUUCAAUUAGAAGGCAGGACAGUUUCGAAAUGAGGCUGCCGGAGUUGCCCAAAAUUGAUGUUCAGUCCGUGCAUCGACAAAAAUCUAAUGGUUCUGACCCAGAAUCCCCUGUUUCACCUCUUUUAACAUCUGACCCCAAGAAUGAACGUUCCCAUUCCCAGACUUUUAGUAGACCCCAUAGUGAUUCUGAUGAUGUUUCAUUGAAACUGAGAGAUGCAAAAGAUUCAAAGCAUCGAAAACCUCCAUCAUUUUGGAGACUUGCUAAACUUAGUUUUGCAGAGUGGCUUUAUGCUGUAUUAGGAAGCAUAGGUGCUGCCAUCUUUGGUUCUUUCAAUCCUCUUCUUGCAUAUGUUAUUGGCCUGGUGGUGACAGCUUACUAUAGAAUUGAUCAAGUUCAUCACCUCCAGAAGGAGGUAGAUAAGUGGUGCUUGAUUAUUGCCUGCAUGGGCAUUGUGACAGUUGUUGCCAACUUCUUACAACAUUUCUACUUUGGUAUUAUGGGGGAGAAAAUGACAGAAAGAGUUAGGAGAAUGAUGUUCUCAGCCAUGCUACGUAAUGAAGUUGGUUGGUUUGAUGAAGAGGAAAACAGUGCCGACAAUUUAUCCAUGCGUUUGGCCAAUGAUGCUACAUUUGUACGAGCUGCUUUUAGCAACCGUCUUUCCAUAUUUAUACAGGACAGUGCUGCAGUUGUUGUUGCUGUACUUAUUGGCGCAUUGCUGCACUGGCGAUUAGCACUUGUGGCAUUAGCAACACUUCCCAUUCUCUGUGUUUCUGCAAUUGCCCAGAAAUUGUGGCUUGCUGGAUUUUCAAGGGGUAUACAAGAAAUGCACAGAAAGGCCUCUUUGGUUCUUGAAGAUGCAGUUAGAAAUAUAUACACUGUUGUAGCAUUUUGUGCUGGCAAUAAGGUAAUGGAGCUCUAUAGGCUACAGCUGAAGAAAAUAUUUAAGCAGAGCUUUUUGCAUGGGGUGGCCAUUGGUUUUGCAUUUGGCUUUUCACAGUUUCUACUUUUUGCCUGUAAUGCCCUUUUGCUUUGGUACACUGCCAUAUGCAUAAAUAACAGUUAUAUGGAUCCACCUACUGCGCUUAAGGAAUAUAUGGUUUUCUCAUUUGCAACAUUUGCGCUUGUGGAGCCUUUUGGGUUGGCUCCUUACAUACUUAAACGGCGUAAGUCUCUCAUUUCAGUGUUUGAAAUUAUAGAUCGUGUACCUAAAAUUGACCCUGAUGAUAACUCAGCAUUGAAGCCACCCAAUGUAUAUGGAAGCAUUGAGUUGAAAAAUGUUGAUUUUUGUUAUCCUUCUCGUCCUGAAGUUUUAGUAUUGAGUAAUUUCAGUCUCAAAGUCAAUGGGGGCCAAACAGUUGCAAUUGUUGGAGUUUCAGGGUCGGGAAAGAGCACUAUAAUAUCUUUGAUUGAGAGAUUUUAUGAUCCAGUGGCUGGUCAAGUUUUACUAGAUGGGAGGGAUUUAAAGCUGUAUAAUAUGAGAUGGUUAAGGAGCCACCUUGGUUUAGUACAGCAGGAACCUAUUAUUUUUUCAACUACCAUAAGGGAAAAUAUCAUAUAUGCAAGGCAUAAUGCCAGUGAAGCUGAGAUGAAAGAGGCCGCAAGAAUAGCAAAUGCUCAUCAUUUCAUAAGCAGCUUGCCCCAUGGUUAUGAUACUCAUGUUGGAAUGAGAGGUGUUGACUUGACGCCUGGACAGAAACAGAGAAUUGCGAUAGCAAGAGUAGUGCUAAAGAAUGCACCCAUUUUGUUGUUGGAUGAAGCCAGUUCAUCAAUUGAAUCGGAGUCAAGCCGAGUGGUGCAAGAAGCUCUAGACACUCUUAUAAUGGGAAACAAGACCACCAUUCUAAUAGCACAUAGAGCUGCAAUGAUGAGGCACGUUGAUAACAUUGUAGUGCUCAAUGGAGGACGGAUAGUAGAGGAAGGAACCCAUGAUUCAUUGGUGGCAAAAAAUGGCCUGUAUGUCCGAUUGAUGCAACCUCACUUUGGAAAGGCACUGCGUCAGCAUCGACUUGUUUAGGGAGUAUUUGAGUAUGGUCAAAAGAACAGUUUCUUGAUAUUUUUGAGUUUGAAUGACUGAAUGUGAUUCAGUGGAUAUCUUGUAGAAGGUCAGGUGGGGAGCUUGUGAGCGGCAAAAAAUUUGGGACAUCUGGAGCUGCUGUGGGCGUUUGGCAAGCUAGGGAAGAAAUAUUAGCAAUGAUAGACUUGUAUAAUUUGAAGAUAGGAUUUUGGAGUCUAGUUUGGCCUUGAGGAUUUGGGUUGGAUGCAUAUUCUUUUGGAGGCAAGCAAUUUAGACUGGGCAGUCUUUGUCUCCUUGGUAUAUUAUUUUGUUCUUCAAGAAGGCAGGGUGGAAUCAGUACUAAUCCCUACUGAAAUGUGAGUUUUGGUUUCCUUCGUUGAACUUCUGUUUCACUCCUGACUAGCGUGGAUGUUGAACUUAUUAUUUGUUACUGUAAUUUUUAUAUUUCCAUUUGUGAAAUUUGUAGGAAAAUUUAGUGGGAAGAGUUGUAACAUUUGUAUAUAAAUAGUGAUAUCUUAGAAGCCGAGGUAUUCCUUUUUCUGCAUAAAUCCAAGUGUCUUUUUUCCGAGUCAAACAUAGGUUUCAAUUAUUUUGAUUCUCUUUCAAUCUUUUUGAUUUGUAAUGACUCAACUGUAUGAAUGAUAACACGUGUUGCAUCCUGCAUAAGUAGUGGGACCCUU
Messenger RNA from Neltuma alba, 5277 nucleotides. Its product is annotated as ABC transporter B family member 6. NCBI's taxonomy places the organism in Eukaryota, Viridiplantae, Streptophyta, Magnoliopsida, Fabales, Fabaceae. The transcript has 11 exons. Gene Ontology annotation, molecular function: ATP hydrolysis activity; ATP binding; ABC-type transporter activity. Gene Ontology annotation, biological process: transmembrane transport. The coding region runs from base 386 to 4597 and encodes 1403 amino acids. Gene Ontology annotation, cellular component: plasma membrane. The record is from RefSeq and is a predicted model, not a curated record.